GCGCACGCCUUGCAGGCUCGCCCCAUCAGCCGUGGCUGGGUUGACUGCAGUGGUCAUGCUGCUGCCAGGGCUGCUCGUGGCUCUCCUUCCCGCCAUCGCUGUCAUCGUCAGCAUCAUGCCACUUGCCAGGAAUGCUUGGCGUGUCACCACUGCAAAGGACGUACCACGUGACAACCAGCAAGUCAACCUCCCUCUCAUGCUUCCCUGUGCUUCCCUCCCUCAUGUCAAUGUCACUGCUGCUUGUCAGAAUGGCACAUGCGGUCCUUUCGCUCAUGCCCAUGCCAUUGCUUCCUCCCUUCAGCAUGCCGACGCUCUCAAUGUACCUCUGCACUCCCUGCACACCCUGAUAAGAGGGCUGGUGGAGGAGAGGGAGAGGAAGUUCGCAGCUGUGAAGAGGGAGUUGGAUAAGGCUGAGCGGAGGAGAGCAGCGGAUGUGAAUGAGCUGAGAGGGCUGCUGGAGGAGAAGGAGAGGGAUCUGGAGGAGGCUGAAGGGAGACAAGUGGCAGAGAUGAGGGAGAUGAGAGGGCAGGUGGAGGAGAGGGAGAGAGAGCUGGCUGCAGUGCAGAGAGAGCUGGCUGCAGUGCAGAGAGAGCUGGCUGCAUACAAGGAUAUUAUGAAAAAAUAUCCAGAUCUGAUUGUUGAGCUGUACAUCAGGGAGAGUGAAGGGAACACAAAGGCUGCAUGGGAGGUGAGUGCUGAGCAAAGUAUUUGA
Closterium sp. Naga37s-1 is the source of this 712-nucleotide messenger RNA. NCBI's taxonomy places the organism in Eukaryota, Viridiplantae, Streptophyta, Zygnematophyceae, Desmidiales, Closteriaceae. The record is from the annotation of a GenBank genome assembly.